Clarias gariepinus (North African catfish) is the source of this 3120-nucleotide messenger RNA. RefSeq names its product T-box transcription factor 18 (gene tbx18). The coding region runs from base 34 to 1686 and encodes 550 amino acids. Gene Ontology annotation, molecular function: RNA polymerase II cis-regulatory region sequence-specific DNA binding; DNA-binding transcription factor activity, RNA polymerase II-specific. Gene Ontology annotation, biological process: cell fate specification; morphogenesis of embryonic epithelium; somitogenesis. Lineage: Eukaryota; Metazoa; Chordata; Actinopteri; Siluriformes; Clariidae. The transcript has 9 exons. Gene Ontology annotation, cellular component: nucleus. The record is from RefSeq and is a predicted model, not a curated record.
UGCGAGCGCUUUGAAACCGCUUCAUUUGGCUCCAUGGCCGAGAAGCGGCGAUCUCCGUGCACCAUGAGCCUGAAGGCGCACGCAUUUUCCGUGGAGGCGCUGAUCGGUGCGGAGAAACGGAGAAAACUCGAAGACGAGGAUAGCGAGAGCUGUUUCGGGGAGGUAAACGAGGUCGCGAGCCUCGCCGGGAGUGCGUGCGGCGGCGGUCGGAACUGUGACACGGACUGUGACGCUUCCCCGGACUGUGAGGACGUUAGCGCGGACAGUCCUCGGCCUGCAUCCCGGAGCUCCCAAGUGCUCGCGUCACCGCCGCCGCCAAGCGCGCGAGCCGCGGACGAGAUGCGCGUGGAGCUGCAGGGCUCGGACCUGUGGAAGCGCUUUCACGACAUCGGCACGGAGAUGAUUAUCACCAAAGCAGGCAGACGAAUGUUCCCUGCAAUGCGAGUAAAAAUUACAGGACUGGACCCUCAUCAGCAGUACUACAUCGCUAUGGACAUUAUACCCGUAGACAAUAAACGUUACAGAUACGUGUACCACAGUUCGAAGUGGAUGGUGGCGGGAAAUGCAGAUUCCCCCGUACCUCCACGUGUGUAUAUUCACCCGGACUCUCCUGCUUCCGGUGAGACGUGGAUGCGACAGGUCAUUAGCUUCGACAAACUCAAACUGACCAAUAACGAGCUGGACGACCAGGGCCAUAUCAUUCUACACUCUAUGCACAAGUACCAGCCUCGCGUCCACGUCAUCCGUAAAGAGUGCGGAGACGAGCUCUCACCCAGUAAGGCCGUGCCGACGGGUGAUGGUGUGAAGGCCUUCUCCUUUCCCGAAACAGUGUUUACCACCGUCACGGCCUACCAGAACCAACAGAUUACAAGGCUGAAAAUAGACAGAAAUCCAUUUGCGAAAGGAUUCAGAGAUUCGGGGCGAAACAGGAUGGGACUGGAGGCUCUGGUGGAGUCGUACGCUUUCUGGAGGCCUUCACUCAGAACCCUGACGUUUGAGGAUAUACCAGGAAUGACUAAGCAAGGUGCAGCAGGCUCUCAUGGAGUGGUCGGGUCUUCAGCGCACUCUCACUUACUCUCUCCAUCAUCAUGCUCCUCACCAGCAUUUCACCUGGCUGCAGGGGCGGGGUCUGUGUGUGACUACACUGCCUGCAGUCGAACCGGCCAUGCUCUUCACCGAUUUGCAACACCUCUCACUGCAGACUCGUAUAGCCGAUUGGCCAGCCCUGCAGCCGAUGCCUUUUCCUCAACCAGAAACUCUGCUUAUGUGGGCGGAUCAGACGGAGAGGCGUUUUCCUGCACACAGACUGGCCUUCCAAUCCAGCUCCCCGGUAUGCCUGGUCACGCCCCCCAGCUCCAGUAUUUUAUGCCCAGCCAUGCUCACAAUGCCUUCUCCACCAAUCAGAGUGCACAGAGCUCGUACAAUGGCUUCAGGCUCCAUAGUCCGUAUGGCCUUUAUGGAUACAACUUUUCCACCUCACCACGAUUGGCUGCUAGUCCUGACAAGAUGGCUGCCACACAGAGUUCGGUCCUGGGCUCGUCCCCAAGCGGUACUUUGACAGACAGGCAGGUUCUGUCCCCUGUGGAUGGUCUGCACAUGCUCAGUGGGAGUCAACAAUCUCUGUUUGACUCACGGACAUUGGGACUGACAACUCCAACCUCUCAGGUCACAGCCCACAUGGCUUGAACUAUGAACUUUGACCCCCCCACCAUGACAUGGACAUAGGCAGGUGGACAAAAUGAUAUGGAGGUCCCUUUAAGCUCUCUUUACUGGACAGUUCAAUGAGAUUUUUUUUGACAAAGGUAAGGAAUAACGUAACAUAUAUUAUUGUAUUAUGGAUCGAGAGCACCAAAGGAGGAGAGUAUUGGUUAUGUCUAGUAUUAUUGGUAUCGGAGGUUAUAGUGAGACCUUGAGUGUUGCCUGUGGUUAAAAAACUCCUACUAGGUUCUGCAUAUGGUUAAGAGCUCAUGCAUUGCUGGCCAUGAGAUUGUACUUUAAAUGGUAAAGCAUGGGCUUCUACACAGCGAAAUAAAAAUUCCUCCAUCGUCUAGGACAGACCUGGACACAGGCACAGCAAGACUGGACACCACAUCUGCCUUAAAAAGUACUUUAAAAGUUUGGAGAGCACUUCUCGCUCUCUUUACUGCACACACUUACUUUUCAGUCAUACACUCCCACAACUAAAUGCAAAAAAAAAAAAAAUUGGACUUCUCCUUACUGUUAGUACAGUGAACAGUGCCUAUUUAUCUGAGCGAGUUUCCGAGAGAGACUCCUGGUAUGAGCUGACCCAGAAUUCGAUUUAGUUUCUUACCAACUGAGCAGCUGGGAGCCUGCGAGACCAGAAAGAGGACGUGGCCAACGUCAUGGCAUAACCGGGCUUUUAGUUAGGAAACAAAUUAAAAUGUAUAGUCCCACUGCAACCGAGCAUUGAGUUUUGGCUCCCAAUGUAUUUGGUACUUUUUUGGUAUAAGCAGAGCUUUCAAGCAGGAAAUCAGCAGCAGUCUGUAUGGGGUUUAGAGUCGGAUGCCCAGAUUUAGCGACUCCACUGCUUAUGGCCUGAAUGACUUCCAGCUAGCAUCAUAGUUUAUGGUGCUUAAGUUGAAAUUGGAAAGGUAAAGCAACAGUGAGUGAAAAAAAAUAAAUAAAUAAAACUCUGGCUCUUGUUUACCGAGCUGCAAUGUGGAAAUUUGAUCUGCACUUCUUUACCGAGUUGAUGUAGAAAUAAAGGCCAUGACAUUGUUCAACAAACAUACAGUUACAAAUGCAUGCUCUGGCAACCUCCAUGAGGUUUCUUGGCUCACCCUGGGUCAGCUUUUAGUACCAGUGAACUGAAGCUGAAAAGUUAAAGCUUCAGUUAUUCAAACACAGUUUAUUAUUUCCUCUAGCAGACAUAAUAUAUAAGCAUUAAUAUGUCUGUUUUUUAAAGCAGUUAUGUAUAAAUAAUGAAAAAGAUUGAUAUUAAUGUUAUUCUUGGACAAUUUCACUCGUGCACUUAUGGCAUUUUUUUUUUUAUCUUUGAUGUUUGUUAAGUGGCCAAAACUGACACUUUGGACAUAUUUUUGGCCUGGGAAUUACAAACAAACCCUAUUGAGCCAAAUAAAAUAUAUGCAUAUUGUACAA